AUUAAUAAAGAUAACAUCUGUGGGGAAAAUAUCCUUGAAUUUCUUUUUCAUUCGGGAACAAUUCCUUCAUAAUAUUUUAUUUUUAUUGCCUAAUUAAUGAUUUAUUAUUGUAAUACUAUUAUCCUGUUAUCAUAAUUAUUAUUCUAUUAAUAUAAUUGUUGUACCGGUAUUAUAAUUGUUAUUUUAAUCCCUUUUUUGUAACUUUUAUUAAUUAUUUUUAGUGAAGUAUGAAUUUGAUUCAAUUUGUCUAAAAAAUGCUUGAUUUUGAGGACUGGAAGGAUUUAUCAAUUAACGUUGAUAAGUACCAUAAAUCCUCUGGAUGCCUUAAGUAUCCUACUGCUUCCCCCGAUCUUAAUAAUGUAAAUAAUAGCCAAACAACUGGUAAACACAAUGAUUUUAAUGAUUUUUUAUUAAAUAAGCCCAAAUGGCCUCCAAAAGUCAACACUACUAACAAUGUUAAUGGUGUUAAAGGAGUAAACAUAUGUAAGAGUGUAGAGUUGCCCUAUUGCUCAUGUAUGGAUAUGAAAACAUCAAAACGAUACAAUUCACAGUACAUCGCUCUUCACGACAUGAGUUCUAAUUCUCACUCUGAUGAUAUUUAUCGCUCAAUCAGUUCUUGUGCAGUUUUAGUUAUUGGCGCUGGCGGUCUAGGCUCUCCUUUAUUACAAUAUUUAGCUUCAUCAGGAAUUGGGUUGAUAGGAAUAAUGGACGGUGAUGUAGUGGAGUUAUCAAAUUUACACAGGCAAGUGAUACAUGAUGAGUGUAAUACUGGUAUGAAUAAAGCUGUUUCGGCCAAAACCCGCCUUCUCUCCAUUAACCAAUCUAUAAGAUGUAUUGCUUAUGAAUUUUAUUUGAAUGUUAAGGAAGCUCAUGAAAUAAUACCACUAUAUGAUGUCAUCGUUGAUUGUUCAGAUAACCCACAAACCAAGUAUUUAAUAAAUGAUUCCUGCUUAUUGUAUAAUAAACCGUUUGUAAUUGCCAGUUGCAUUAAGUCUCAAGGCCAACUCAUGGUGUUCUUACCUCCAAAUCUCACAAAUAAUUGUAAAAUUGACUCUAAUUUAAAUCAUAAAAAUGGUGAUAAAAUGUCAAAUUUUAAUCAUCCUACACAAUCUAAUUGUGGUGGAAAUAGAUUGUCUGGACCUUGUUUCAGAUGUAUAUGCCCUGAGGCGAAUAACCCCAGCAUAAGUUAUGUAAAAAAUGCUUGCAGCUCAGCAGGUGUUUUAAGCUCAUUACCGGGAGUUUUGGGCACAAUUCAAGCGACUGAAGUGAUAAAGAUCUGUUCUGGAUUAUUUGAUAAAUGUCUUUCACCUGGUAAAAUGCUCAUUUACGACGCUCAAAAUCCUCUUAACCCAUUUAAAACCGUACAAUUAUCCAGAAAUCCCACUUGUAAAAGUUGUGGAGGUGGCGAGAUAAAGUUGUAUAUGGCACCGACUGAGGAGUUAAAGUUUAAUCUUGAUCGUGACGACUUGGCUAUUAGUCCAGAGGAAUUCGUUGAUCUAUACUUUAAGCAACUGGGCAAAGAGUGCCCGACAAGAAUAUCAUUUAAUGAUUUAUCAAUAUCAGUGGAUACUUCUGGAACUGAGUAUAAAAUUUGCUUAAUUGACGUCAGACCUGAAUCGCAUUAUUAUAUUUCACAUUUACCAGGAGCUGUUAACUGGCCCCUCAACACUCUAAUCAACUGUACUCAAGCCUCGUUCAACCUUACACUAUCACAGUUAACUAGUAAAUCCACAACCAAUGUGUUACUGUUGGUAAUGUGUAGAAAAGGAAAUUCUUCAAGAAUAGCCACUGAAUUCAUGAGGAAAUUAUUGGCCACAGGUUUGAAUGGUGGGAAAUUGGAUAAUGUUUUGUGUUUUUCAGUUGCUGGAGGAUUACAAUACUUAAUAGAACAUUUUAAACUACAAAUGCCGCACACUUAAUUUACUUCACCAUGGCAGGUGGUUCCCGCUAUCACCUUUCUGUGACUUA
Theileria parva strain Muguga is the source of this 1968-nucleotide messenger RNA. RefSeq lists its product as uncharacterized. The transcript has 7 exons. Lineage: Eukaryota; Apicomplexa; Aconoidasida; Piroplasmida; Theileriidae. Bases 255 to 1919 code for a protein of 554 amino acids. The record is from RefSeq and is a predicted model, not a curated record. Gene Ontology annotation, cellular component: cytoplasm. Gene Ontology annotation, molecular function: ubiquitin-like modifier activating enzyme activity.